Messenger RNA from Patella vulgata (common limpet), 3733 nucleotides. RefSeq names its product centrosomal protein of 78 kDa. Gene Ontology annotation, molecular function: protein binding. The record is from RefSeq and is a predicted model, not a curated record. Gene Ontology annotation, cellular component: centrosome. The transcript has 15 exons. The coding region runs from base 166 to 2112 and encodes 648 amino acids. NCBI's taxonomy places the organism in Eukaryota, Metazoa, Mollusca, Gastropoda, Patellidae.
UUGUAGAAUUCUGGGAUAGUUUUAAAACAUGGCGCCAGAGUUGAUUCGUUCGAAUGCUCAACAUCGGUGAUUUUAUCUCAUUUUAUACCUGUCAUUUUCCCAAUUUCUACUCUUAAUUUGAUUAAUAUUUUUUAAGUAUCAUACAGUGGAUUAACAGCCUGCAAAAUGAUUCAAAGUGUACAAGAACGACAGCGUGGUGCAUAUGAUUUUGAAAGUCAUUAUGAUAAUCUGUGUGCUCUUCAAGAUUCCGCUCCUCUAUCGGCUGUUAAAGCUCAUUUAUCUCAGGGUGUUCUUGACAUCAGUGGAGAUAGAAUCAGGGCUAAUGAUUGGAAACCUAUCUUAGAUACAUUACAAAUUAAUAAGAGUUUAGAAUUUGUAGCUGUUAGAAGUAGCUUUAUGGAACCAAAGGAAAAUCAAGGUGAUGUCAAAACUUCAGCACAGAAAAAACAGAAGACACCUGCUAUUCGUUCAAGGGAGAUAACCUAUAGAUUGUGUAAAGCUUUACAAGAAUGUCUGAGUAAAUCGCCCCAGUUAUCAUGUUUAGAAUUACAAGGUUUACCAAUGAGACAAAGAGAUAUAAAUUGUCUUGUAAAGGGUUUAGCUAAAUCUACACAUUUAAAACAUUUAUCAAUGGAGCAGUGUUUAAUUGGAGAUAAAGGUUUAGAGAUGGUGUGCAAGGCUGUAAAACAAGCUGUCAAUAUCAACUCAGUCAACUUUUCAGCAUGUAAUUUAUCGAGUAAUGGUGCUGAAUCUAUCGUCUCUGUAAUUAAGCAUCAAGCUAUGAAGCGUCACAGUGAAGCAUGGGGAGACAGUUUGAGAUACAGGCGACCGGAUCUAGAUAGAAUGCCUGGUAUAAGACGCAUCACACUAAACGAUAAUUCUUUAAUAGGGGAUCAAGGAGCGAUGGCUUUAGCAGAAGCUUUAAAGGAUGAUCUUUGGCUGAAAGCUUUAGAUUUACAAUCUUGUGGUAUAUCUAAUCCUGGUGCCAGAGCUCUACUGGAUGUUCUAGAAUAUAAUACAACAAUAGUGGUCCUCGAUGUUCGGAAAAAUGUGCUAAUUGAGCGAGAUGUUAUACAUGCAAUUAUGGAGCAACUUAUGUUGAACAGUAAAGGUCAAGAUACAGAGUAUAAAUGGUUGAAGACAGAAGAAUCACCAGAUCCAAAGCGGAAACCCAGAAGACGUGCCACUCGUUUACUAAACAGCAGCUUUGGUAGAAAGUUAACACAAAAGGCUCAAAGUUCUGUCAAAAAGAUCACCAUAUCAGCUGAAAAUGUAGAUAAAGUUAGAAGUAAAGGAAAAGUUAGUAAGAGUCCAGGUUUACCAUGGAGAACAGCAGAACGAGCUGAUAGAUAUAGGGGAUUUCCUCCAGAUUAUAAAUCAAGUUUUAUCGACAGUAGUGAAUGUCUGUCACCCAAUACAACGACCCACAAUCACAGUAUAUCAGAAAUAGUUUUAAUACGAGACAAUAAUUACAGCUACAAACAUAACGUAACAUUUAAUAAUGACAGUGAUGUAUCUAUUGAUAUUAAUAAUCCCAAAGAGGUUAAGGUUGAACUAGAACAAUUAAGAAGAAGUUUAAGAGAAGAAAAAAUAGCUAGAGCUACAUCAGAUCAAGCUCUUUUACAGCUGGCUGUAGAGAAUAAAAGACUACAGGAAGAUGUUACUAGAUUAAAACGUCUGGAAACUUUAGGAGACGAAUCAUUUCUAUCAAAUGUUGAAGCUUCAUUUAAACAAUUUCAUCAAUUUCUAGAUAUGUUAACGGAAGCAAAUCUUGGAAAUUUGAUCACAAUGGCAGGACUUGACAACAACCAGCUUCCAUUUAUGCAGACAUCAUUUUGUAUGCCGUCAGUAUUCGGUCCAAACUCUACUUUACUCCAGAACUCUCAUUUAAAUCAAACUAACGGUAGUACCAAUUGGAGGGAUAUGUCACCUAUUAAACAUAAUGUUUCUAAAGCUGAUGGAGAUACAAACUGUGAUAUACAAGAUCAAAAUUCACCAGUUAAUAAGCAUCCUGUGGCUAAAACAGCUUUGUAUAUAAAUUCACCAGAAAUGGGAGGAAAUUCGACCUAUAGUUCACCUCAACCCAUAGAUAGUGGUGAUGAUGAUUUCUAGACAUAUUAUGAUUUGUCAGUUUGUGUGUUGUGUGACAAAAACAUUACAUUUACAGUUAGUAUUAUUCAUUUCGCCUUUAAAACUAAAUAAUGGAACGUCAGAGAAUCAUUACGAAUAAUAAUUCAAGUUGUAAGGUGUAUGCAUUAUAAAAUAUGAUUUUUUGCUCUUUAAUAGAAAGCAUUUCUGCUCUCUAUUUAAUUGUAAUGGGUGGUUUUAUUUGUUUUGUUUUUUAACAUUUAAAGCAUUUUUAUAAACAAAUAAUUUGACUUCAGAAUUUUGUCUCUACUGAAAUACUAUAUCUCAAGAUGUUAGGUGUCUUCACAAAAAUAAACAAAUAUAUCUCCAUUUAAAAGACAUAUAAUAUUUCAUGUACUGUUGUAAUCUGAUUAUAAUAUUUCAUAUACUGUUGUAAUCUGACUAUAAUAUGUCAUGUGACUAUAAUAUGUCAUGCACUGUUGUAAUCUGACUGACUAUUAUAUGUCAUGAACUGUUGUCAUCUGAUUAUAAUAUUUCAUGUGCUGUUAUAAUCUGACUAUAAUAUGUCAUGCACUGUUUUAAUCUGACUAUAAUAUGUCGUAUUGUUGUAAUCUGACUGACUAUAAUAUGUCAUGUACCGUUGUCAUCUGACUUUAAUAUGUCAAGUACUCUAGUAAUCUGACUGACUAUAAUAUGCCAUGUACCGUUGUCAUCUGACUAUAAUAUGUCAUGUACUCUAGUAAUCUGACUGACUGUAAUAUGUCAUGUACCAUUGUCAUCUGACUAUAAUAUUUCAUGUACUGUUGUAAUCUGACUAUAAUAUGCCAUGUACUGUUGUCAUCUGACUAUAAUUUGUCAUGUAUUGUUGUAAUCUGAUUAAAAUAUUUUAAUUAACUGUGAUAAUUUUUAUGUAUACAUUUUUGUGUUAUGUUUAUAUUGUGUAUUAUAUUAGAUAGUCUUUUUCAAUAAUAGUAUAUUGUUUUAACACAAGCCCUUUAGCUAGCAAGAUUCCUCAAGUUUGUUGUCAUGGCUCUUGUAUUUUUGUGAAAAUUUAACCUUAUUAAUCCAAAAUAUGAUUUAUUUGAUUUUGCCUUAAAACAUUUGGUUUGGAACAGGAUUAGAAUGUUGUAAACAAACGAUAUGGUGCUGUGUUAUUUAACAUGUUCGUGUGAAUUUGUCCUAGAAAUAUUGUCAAUGAUGUAUUCCAUGAGAAGCAGGUGCCCUCUGACAUUGAUUUAUCAUUGGGUUUAUAUGGAGUUGAAAAUUUAAACCAUACCUUUGGAUUAAAAUUGCAAAGCACCUGUAGUAUCUGAAGUGAAUACUAAUAACAGGGAAAAUAAAACCCUAUGUGAUGUGUCAUCAACUUCUGAUAUCCUGAACUGUAUUCAGUAUUUUUUUUUAUAAAAUUGAUUUUAAAAUCUUUCUUUUCUUUUGUAUAGUUCCAAAUGAGAACAUUUGUUGUGCAUAAUUCCUUCCCUUCAAUAUUUAAAUUCAAAGAAUUCAAGCUUUUUUAUGAUUCAAGGAAUUUAGUAUCAGAAAUACAAUAAUUUUUAACAAGCCAAAGUUUUUCUUCUUUAUUUUGCAUGUGUUAUGUGUAAUCUGUAUCCAUUUUUGUAAAUUUAUUGAUUAAAAGCCUGUUUUUUUA